AUGAAGUGUUAUAAUUGUCAAAGGUUUGAGCAUUUUUCGAGAGAAUGUUGCUCAAAACGCAAGGAAAAUGAUGCGGAUGAGGCUAAGGUAGCUAGGCAAGAAACGGAUGAUGAAAAUACGCUUCUUGUGGUGAUUACGGAGGAGAAUAAUGGCAUGGACAACAGUAGAAAGUUGUUGGACAACAACUACUGCAGUACCAAAAAAGUGCAGAAAACGCGUUCGGAGAAAAACGCAUUGGUAACAAUUCGAGAUGGAGUUCAAGGUAGUGAUGAGUGGUACUUGGAUUCUGGUUGUUCGACUCAUAUGACUGGUAGAAAGGAUUGGUUCGUGAAGAUCAAUCAAGCCACACGAAGUAGAGUGAGAUUUGCAGAUAACACGACUUUAGCGGCUGACGGUGUCGGUGAUGUUUUGAUCAUGAGAAGGGAUGGUGGUCAUUCCUUGAUCAAAGAUGUAUUGUAUAUUCCUGAAAUCAAAUGUAAUCUUUUAAGUAUUGGCCAAUUGCUUGAAAGGAAUUACACGAUUCGCAUGGAAAAUAAGGUUUUGUGUGUUUUGGACCAAAACGGUGUUUUGAUCCUUAAGGCUCCUAUGGCUGCCAAUAGAACUUUCAAGAUUGAGUUGAAAGUUAUGGAGCAUAGGUGCUUAGCUACUGCUGCAAGUCGUGAAGAAUGGUUAUGA
Lathyrus oleraceus (garden pea) is the source of this 675-nucleotide messenger RNA. RefSeq lists its product as uncharacterized. Gene Ontology annotation, molecular function: nucleic acid binding; zinc ion binding. The coding region runs from base 1 to 675 and encodes 224 amino acids. The record is from RefSeq and is a predicted model, not a curated record. NCBI's taxonomy places the organism in Eukaryota, Viridiplantae, Streptophyta, Magnoliopsida, Fabales, Fabaceae. The transcript has a single exon.